This is a messenger RNA of Microstroma glucosiphilum, 990 nucleotides long. RefSeq names its product alpha/beta-hydrolase. The transcript has 3 exons. Bases 1 to 990 code for a protein of 329 amino acids. Gene Ontology annotation, biological process: proteolysis. Gene Ontology annotation, molecular function: serine-type peptidase activity. The record is from RefSeq and is a predicted model, not a curated record. Lineage: Eukaryota; Fungi; Basidiomycota; Exobasidiomycetes; Microstromatales; Microstromataceae.
AUGUCGUCGACUGCUCAAAGCACGCCCGACAGCGCUCCACCGCAGCCGCAGGUGCAACCCCUGAAGCACGUCUUCAAAGAGGUCGAUGGCUUGCAGAUCGCGUUCGAUGUUUACCUCGCUCCUUCCGCAACCAAGGAGCGCCCCUCGCCCGUACUGAUCUGGUGGCACGGCGGCGGCCUCCUACAAGGCUCUCGCUCCUCGCUCCCCCCACAUCUCCUCGCCGCCCCCACCCGGCACGGACUCACUGUCAUCUCAGCCGACUACCGUCUCGCUCCACAGACGCGUCUCCCUGAGAUUGUAGCAGACUGCAGAGAUGCUCUCGCUUGCGUCCUCUCCCCCUCUUUUGACUCCCUAGUGACUGGGAGGGUAGAUACGAGCAAGGUGUUCCUCUCUGGGUCUAGCGCAGGAGGAUGGCUUUCUCUGCUCGUCUCCUCCUCUCUAGCUUUCGAGAAGAUGGGAAUCCCUCUCGUUCCAGGUGCCAAGGAAAAAGUGCGAGGUACGAUCCCCAUCUACCCCAUAAGUGACAUCACCCAGCCCUUCUGGAGAACAAGACAGCGUCCCGUCUCUUACCUGGGCGGGAGGGUGAUCGAUGGUCCGCGCGAGCUAGGAGAAUUUCUCGACCCGCACGCACCACAGGUUGCCAAUAGUGCUCCGGACAGUAAAAGGUCUAGUUUUUACCAUUACAUGAUUCAGGAGGCUUUACUGGAGGAGCUCCUCCUUACUGGAACGGGUCUGAAGGGAGAGGAUGUGGCGAUUGCGCAGGGCCUCAACGAGGGGUCAAUUACGAGCAUGCCACCUACGCUAAUUUUCCACGGGACCGCCGACGAUAAAGUCCCCUUUUCUCAAGCCCAGUCAGUCGCCGAUGCCCUCCGUGCCCGGGACUUCCACGUGGAAUUCGUAGUCGAGGAAGGAAAGGACCACUUGUACGACCAGGACCCAAAGGAGGAGAUGAAGGAGAUGUAUGAGUUUGUGAAGAGGUUGGCGGGGUGA